This is a messenger RNA of Mangifera indica (mango), 3049 nucleotides long. RefSeq names its product G-type lectin S-receptor-like serine/threonine-protein kinase At4g03230. The record is from RefSeq and is a predicted model, not a curated record. Gene Ontology annotation, biological process: recognition of pollen; protein phosphorylation. The coding region runs from base 139 to 2754 and encodes 871 amino acids. Gene Ontology annotation, molecular function: protein serine/threonine kinase activity; ATP binding. The transcript is spliced from 7 exons. Lineage: Eukaryota; Viridiplantae; Streptophyta; Magnoliopsida; Sapindales; Anacardiaceae.
GAAUGAGCCCACAAAAUAAAAAAGAUAAAGAGAUGUACAAACUUAGACGACCUUGACCUUGGUUGUCGACUACAAGUCCACUCUCACACCACAUAUUCAAAGUGAAAUCUGCAGAUCAGAGUUAACAAAAUCAUCUGGAUGCCAUUGGAAUUUGAGGCCACUCUCUGUAAGUAUAAUUGCUCACACCCAUCUAUAAUGAAGAGGAAGCUGGGAAUGGUACGUACUCUGCUCAUUUUAUACCCAAUUUUUUUCUGUUUUUAUCUUCUAUGCUGUUAUGCGAAAGAUACCUUAACAUUAAAUGAUUCCAUCAGUGAUCGAAAAAAUGAAACUCUCAUCUCAGCUAGUAAAAGAUUUGAAUUAGGAUUUUUCACCCCUAAUGGAAGCUCUGAUAACAGAAGAUAUGUGGGAAUUUGGUAUAUUGGAUCUAAUCCAAGGAGAAUUGUAUGGGUUGCAAAUCGAUCGCCUCCACUAGAUAAGCGUACAGGGGUUUUUUGCAUUGCUGAAGAUGGUAACCUCGUGGUACUUGAUGGAAACAACGAACCCAAAUGGUCAUCUGGGCUUUCAGGAUCGUCUUCCUUUAAAGGGAUGGUGAAGCUCUUCGAUUCUGGAAACCUGGUUCUAACAAAAGAAGACAACGGCAAAUCGACUGAUGUCUGGGCAAGCUUCAGUAAUCCAACUGAUACAUUUCUUCCUGGUAUGAACAUGGAUGAUAACAUUAAUUUGACUGCAUGGAAAAGUCAUGAUGACCCAGCACCAGGGAACUCUGUAUUCCGGAAAGAUGAAGAAAACGGAAACCAAUACACUAUUAUUAAAGAUGACGACGUGUACUGGAGAAGUGGAGUUUCUGGAAAUUUCAUAAAGUCUGCUGUUUUCUCCGUUAUAUCAUCAAUGUUAUCAAACUCUACAGAAUCUGGCUCCGACUUAAGAAAUAUUUUUAAGAAUUGUAGUAGUCCCAGUUGUAAAAUUGCAUCAUCUUCAAACAUCGAUAGAAGUAAUAUGAUGUUAGUUAUGAAUUAUGAUGGACAGAUACAAUAUUUCAUCCGAAAUAAUCAGUCAGAUUCAUGGCCUUUGAUCUGGCGGGAACCGAGAGAUAAGUGCAGUGUGUUUAAAUUCUGUGGAAACAACGCUAUCUGCAAUACCCAGACAGGAUGCAAGUGUUUACCUCCAUUUGAAAUUGUGUCACCUGGUGAUUUUUCUCAAGGGUGCCGAAGAAGAACACCUCUAUUAUGCAACAAGUCUAGCGAUGGAAACUUCUCGAAAUUAGAAAUGAUGAAACUGGGAAAGCCAGAUAAGGAAGUUGAGGCCCCAGGUGAAAUUGGAUGCAGAGAAAAAUGUUUGGAAAAAUGCGGGUGUCAAGCUUAUUCGUUUGAAACACCAAAUAUAACAAGAAGGGACAGUAGAAUAAAUUCCACAUGCUGGCUUUGGACUGAAGAUCUCAACAAUAUUCAGGAGAAUUACACAGAUGGUGGCCGUGACAUAUAUCUCCGUUGGCUGCCUGAUUCAGUAGUAGGAUCUAACAGAAGAGACGACAUUUCUCAUCGAAAGUUUCGAGGGACUCUGAUUGCUUUGGUGACUAUGGCAAGUUUUACUGUUAUGGCAUGCGUCAUUGCAUAUGGCUACAUGCAAAAGAAAAAGGCCAACAGACAAGAAGAAAUGCAAAGAGCUCUGGGGCUUCACUUAUAUAACAGUCAGAUGCACGUCAGAGAUCUGAUAGACUCUGGCCAGUUCAGAGAGGAGGAUAAAAAAGGCAUAGACUUACCUUUCUUUGAUUUCAGAAGCAUACUAGCCGCUACAGAUAACUUCUCUGAAGCAAACAAGCUUGGGAAAGGAGGCUUUGGCCCCGUUUACAAGGGUAAGUUUUCAGGAGCUCAAGAAUUUGCUGUUAAGAGGCUCUCAAGUGUUUCAGGACAGGGUUUGCAGGAGUUUAAGAACGAGGUUGUGUUGAUUGCUAAGCUCCAACAUCGAAAUCUUGUUAGAAUUUUGGGCUACUGUAUAGAAGGGGGCGAAAGGAUUUUGCUCUAUGAAUACAUGCCUAAUAAAAGCUUAGAUUUCUUUAUAUUUGAUCCUACUCUCAGCAUAUUACUGGAUUGGGAGACACGCUUCAAUAUCAUUUUGGGAAUUGUUCGAGGACUUGUCUAUCUUCACCAAGAUUCUAGGUUGAGAAUCAUUCAUAGAGAUUUGAAAACUAGUAACAUUCUAUUGGAUCAUGAGAUGAAUCCCAAAAUUUCUGAUUUUGGGUUGGCAAAGAUUUUUGAAGAAACACAAACAGAGGGGGCCACAAAUCGGGUGGUGGGAACUUAUGGUUAUAUGUCCCCAGAGUAUGCAUUAGAUGGAUUUUUCUCAGUCAAAUCCGAUGUUUUUAGUUUUGGUGUGGUGGUACUUGAGAUUAUAAGUGGAAAAAAGAACACUGGAUUCUACAAUUCAGAAGAAGCUUUAAGCCUUCUAGGUUAUGCAUGGAGAUUGUGGCAAGAAGACAAGGCACUGGAUUUAAUUGACCAGAAACUGAGAGAAAGUUGGAAAACAGACGAAAUAUUGAAGUGCAUAAAUAUUGGGCUCUUAUGCGUGCAAGAAGACCCAGAUGAUCGUCCCACCAUGUCCAUGGUUAUUGUCAUGCUAGGCGGUGAAACUGUGACCCUUCCAGCUCCCAAAGCGCCAGCCUUCAUUUUAAAGAGAGGAAAAUUUGACAUGCCUUCUUCUUCUAGCAGUAAACCAGAAUCAAAGGUAGAAAUAACAGUCAGUUUAGAAGGUCGGUAGACGAUAGCCAUGGAAACCAUCAUUAUGCAUUUCAUUCUUCUCUAUAUAUCAAUCUUAGAUAACUUUUCUUUCCUUGAGUUGAUCUUUCAGCAAAUCGCAAUAUUCUACUAGAUGAAGAGAUAAAACCCAAUUCCAAAGCGUACUGAAACUUCAAAUCUAUCAAUUUUAAUAUUUUAUUAGAAUAGAUGAUGGAGAUCUAAAUUGAGUUGUAACACGUUCUGUAAUCAGUCUCUGCACACGUCAGUUUGAUUUUUAUUGCAAGUUUGGUAGCAUUGAAGCGACUUAUUCAGCUAAA